Cyprinodon tularosa is the source of this 3031-nucleotide messenger RNA. It is a transcript of the gene tmtc2a, whose product is annotated as transmembrane O-mannosyltransferase targeting cadherins 2a. Bases 323 to 2893 code for a protein of 856 amino acids. The record is from RefSeq and is a predicted model, not a curated record. Gene Ontology annotation, molecular function: mannosyltransferase activity; protein binding. Gene Ontology annotation, biological process: protein O-linked glycosylation via mannose. The transcript is spliced from 12 exons. Gene Ontology annotation, cellular component: endoplasmic reticulum membrane. NCBI's taxonomy places the organism in Eukaryota, Metazoa, Chordata, Actinopteri, Cyprinodontiformes, Cyprinodontidae.
UCUAGCUGAACCACAUGAGUCUUCCUUCUCCAGCCUCUCCAGCAGCAGAGCAGAGAGAGAUGCGCUCAUUGACGGCUCGGCAUCAAAGAAACGCGCUCCCGGUCCGGGGAUAGUUCGCCCUGACCGCUCUCUCACCGCGAUGGGUUAGAGAGGAGAUGGCAAACUUUGAAACACUUUGCCUGCCGCAGGGGAACCAUGCCCAGAGAUCCGCGCUGCCAAGUGGCUCAGCUCAGAGCACAAUAACAGACAAGUGAGAGAGAAGGAUAGAGGAAGGGAACUGAUUCUAUUUCUGACUAUUUCUAUUCUGGUUUGGCUUUGAGAGAUGAUCACGGAGCUAGUGUGCACCGCCGUGGCUGUGGGUCUCUAUCUGAACACGCUGGACGCAGAUUUCUGCUACGAUGACAGUCGAGCCAUCAAGACGAACCAGGACCUUCUAUCAGAGACCCCAUGGACCAACAUCCUUUAUGACGACUUCUGGGGGACCCUGCUCACCCACAGCGGUAGCCACAAAUCCUUCCGCCCACUCUGCACCCUCUCUUUCCGACUCAACUACACCUUGCACGGCCUGCGUCCUUGGGGUUACCACUUGUUGAAUGUUGUGCUCCAUGCCCUGGUCACAGCCCUGGUCACAGCCCUUAGUCAAACCCUACUCGGUAGGGGGCUGUGGAGCCUUUUAGCUGGGCUCCUUUUUGCCUCUCAUCCAGUGCACACUGAAGCGGUCGCUGGUGUGGUUGGGAGGGCAGAUGUUGGUGCAGCUUUGUUUUUCCUGCUGUCUCUUCUCUGCUAUGUGAGACACUGUGGAUUAAGAGGUGACACAUGGAGGGCCUUUCAGAGGAGAGCAUGUGGCAGCAGCUCUGCUGCCAGAUGCUGGGGCUGGCUGCUGGGCAGCCUGUGGUGUGCAGCUGCCAGCAUGCUGUGGAAGGAGCAGGGUGUGACCGUGCUGGCUGUGUCAGCUGUGUACGAACUCUUCGUUUUCCAGAGGCUCCGCUUCCGCCAGGCAUUGCUCCUACUAUCAGGAAAGAAAAAGAAUCUGAGUAUUUUGUUGAGCCUCUGCUCACUGGCCUGCUGGGGAGUGAUUCUGCUGUCCGCCCGCCUCUACUGGAUGGGAAACAAGCCUCCAAACUUCUCCAACUCUGACAACCCAACAGCUGAUUCCCCUGAUUUUCUCACACGGACACUAACAUUCUUCUACUUGCCUGCUGCCAAUGCCUGGCUCCUACUCUGCCCCGACAAGCUCAGCUUUGACUGGUCCAUGGACGCCGUACCCUUGGUCAGGUACUUGGCCGACUGGAGGAACCUUCACACGGUUGCCUUUUAUUGCGGAUUGAUUCUCUUGGCUUUGUCUAGCCUUCGAGGUUCUGGUUUUGCAACAAGGGAAACCAACGGGAAAGCCCAUAUAACAAAUGGAAAAUCUGUCACCAAUGGGAAUGGUUACCAUGCCCCUGAUACAAACCAAAACACAGACCUGGGGUUGCCAAGGCCCACUUUGAAUGGAUGUGCUGUACCUUACCACUGUUACUCACAGACAUCUCUGCCUCCCACAGAAAGCUUAGUUGUGUUUUCCUUGAGCAUCUUGGCAUUGCCCUUUAUCCCAGCCACCAACUUAUUCUUUUAUGUGGGUUUUGUAAUCGCAGAAAGGGUACUCUACAUCCCCAGUAUAGGGUAUUGCAUACUUGUUGCAACAGGUGCACGUACCCUGUAUGUCAGACUGAGGACUAGAGCCUGUAAGUUUAUAAUGUUGUCUCUUUGCAUUGGACUUGUUCUUCUAAAUGGGCUAAAAACAGUUCAAAGAAAUAAAGACUGGAGCAAUGAAGAAAAUCUCUAUAAGUCCGGGAUCCAGGUCAACCCUGCAAAAGCCUGGGGAAACCUAGGUAAUGUACUGAAGAACCAGGGCAAAAUGGCAGAGGCGGAGAAGGCAUACCGAAAUGCUCUUCACUACCGAGGGAACAUGGCUGAUAUGCUGUAUAACCUGGGUUUGCUGCUGCAGGAGAAUGAACGUUUUUCUGAGGCACUGCAUUAUUACAAGCUUGCUAUUUCAAGUCGACCAACUUUGGCAUCUGCUUACCUGAACACAGGAAUAAUCCUCAUGAACCAGGGUAACUUGGAAGAGGCCAAGCGUACCUUCCUCACUUGUGCUGACAUCCCGGAUGAAAAGCUAAAGGAUCCUCAUGCCCACAAGAGCUCAGUCACCAGCUGUCUUUACAACCUGGGCAAGCUGCUUCAUGAGAAUGGACAGCAAGAGGAGGCCCUGUCUUUUUAUAAAGAAGCAGUGCAGAAAAUGCCAAAACAGUUUGCACCACACAGCCUUUUCAACAUGAUGGGAGAGGCCUACAUGAGGCUGAACAAGCUUGAAGAGGCCGGUUACUGGUACAGAGAGUCCCUCAGAUCCAAGCCUGACCAUAUCCCUGCCCACCUCACCUACGGCAAACUCUUGUCAAUCAUUGGGGAGAAGACUGAGGCAGAGAAAUAUUACUUGAGAGCAAUUCAGCUAGAUCCAACUAAAGGAAACUGCUACAUGCAUUAUGGUCAGUUCCUUUUGGAGCAGUCGCGUCCUAAAGAAGCUGCACAGAUGGCUGAAAAAGCUGCGGAGCUCGACAUGGAUGAAUUUGAUGUGGUCUUCAAUGCUGCUCACAUGCUAAGACAGGCCAACCUAAAUGAGGCAGCAGAGCGGCAGUAUAAACGCGCAGCAAGCCUCAGACCAGAUUAUCCAGCAGCUCUGAUGAACCUUGGUGCUAUCCUACACCUCAACGGGAAGCUUCCAGAGGCAGAGGCAAACUAUUUGCAUGCUCUUCAGCUCAAGCCUGACGAUGCCAUUACCCAAUCCAACCUGCGCAAGCUGUGGAAUAUCAUGGAGCGGCAGGGGCUCCGAACAAAGCAGAAAAUAGACCCCUAAAAUGAGAGGACUGUUGCGUUCAAGUGCUGCUUGGGUUGCAAAAGAUAAACAGAAGGUUUUGUGGCUGUGACAUUUAAAGGCAAACGUCUGCAUUGCACAUGAGUGUCCUUUUGGUGGCUCAGAAUUUUAUGUUCAAAU